AUGGCAGCAGUGCAACCUCCGGAUGCAGUGCUCCAAGUUGAAGAAGAGAUUGAACAGUUCCCAAGCCAUUUCCAUAGCAACCAGGCGGAUUCAAUCAUGGCGCCCGGGAGCCAUGUAGUCUUAUCUUCAACACCUUUGCAGGUUCUUCUCUACCUGAACAGCUGGUACUUUUCUGCCUUCUACUUGGCAGAGAUUCUCAUGUUCAUCUACAAAGGAAUUUUACUGCCGUACCCAGCAGAUAAUCUGGUCUUGGAUGUGGUGCUGCUGCUGCUCUUCCUUGCUCUGGAGACUCUGCGCAUUUUCUAUGGUUGGAAGGGGAACCUCUGCGAGCGCUCUCUGUCUUCCUGUGUGUCCCUCUUCAUCCUGUUUCCCUGCACAGCGCUGGCCGUUUACUACCUGCUGCUGCAGACAUUCGUGCUGCGGCUCGAGUUCAUUCUCAGCGCUGUGCUGCUCUGCUUCUAUGGCCUCGAGUUCCUGAUCUGCAUUAUCUCCAUCUCUGCUUUCUCCAGUUUGGUCUAUGUUGCGUUUCCUCUGCAGGUCCAGAGUUUACUGAUGUCGCCUGGAACACAACAAGAGUAGCUGUGAUCUCAGCAGCUGCCUGUGAUGUAUAUGAUGAAAGUCACCACAAAGAUGCAGCGGAGGAUGGGCCACCAAUAGAUCCACAUGUUGAUGUUGUGGUUGAUGGCGAGGAAGUCUUUAUCUCUGCUCUGUGAAUACCAACAUAAGUGUUUUCUAUUUUGAUUUUUUUAAAAAUACAUGUAUAUAAAAUAACUGUGCAACCAA
Gambusia affinis (western mosquitofish) is the source of this 783-nucleotide messenger RNA. RefSeq names its product transmembrane protein 216 (gene tmem216). The record is from RefSeq and is a predicted model, not a curated record. The coding region runs from base 1 to 579 and encodes 192 amino acids. Gene Ontology annotation, cellular component: ciliary transition zone. The transcript is spliced from 7 exons. Gene Ontology annotation, biological process: non-motile cilium assembly. Lineage: Eukaryota; Metazoa; Chordata; Actinopteri; Cyprinodontiformes; Poeciliidae.